AUGGAUGAUGGAACCCAGAUUAUGGGUCUCUACGGUAUGGGUGGAGUAGGAAAAACAACUCUUCUUGAACAGAUCAACAAUAAGUUUAAGGUUGCAAAUGAUGAUGGGUUUGAAAAAGUCAUUUGGGUUGUUGUGUCCAGCAAUCUACUGAUAGAGAAGAUUCAAGAUGAGAUCGCUGAGAAACUAGGCUUUCCUCGAGAGAAUGGAAACAAAAGAGAGAAAAAGAAGGCCACUGAUAUACACACUCGUUUGAAGAACAAGAAAUUUGUCUUGUUACUGGAUGACAUUGGAAGAAGUAGAUUUAAAAGAAAUCGGAGUCCCAUUUCCGACAAGGGAAAAUGGAUGCAAAGUAGUAUUCACCACUCGUUCUAG
This is a messenger RNA of Microthlaspi erraticum, 372 nucleotides long. The record is from the annotation of a GenBank genome assembly. Lineage: Eukaryota; Viridiplantae; Streptophyta; Magnoliopsida; Brassicales; Brassicaceae.